Molecule: messenger RNA, 1329 nt
Organism: Mesorhabditis spiculigera
Lineage: Eukaryota; Metazoa; Nematoda; Chromadorea; Rhabditida; Rhabditidae
Source: the annotation of a GenBank genome assembly
AUGCAGAAAACCAAUGCAUCCGAAGGAAUACCGGGCGAGAAGUGCCGCGUUUGCGGGAAGCAGCCGGCUCGAUUAUGCUACGGAUCGGUGGCUUGCGGGCCCUGCAAAACAUUCUUCUUGCGUGUCGCAACGAGAAAAGCUACCUACGCAUGCACCCUCGGCGGAAAUUGUGUAUAUCAAGCCGGACGACGGGAUGGAUGUAACAGACGGGCCUUGGAGGGCACCGAGGAACUGUUAUUUCCAAAAUCGCCGAUUCUGCCCUCGUUGACAGAGGGCAGUUUCUGCAUCUACGCCUGCGGCAUACUCGUCCCGAUACAACAAUUCUACCAUACGUUUAAAAAUGGAUACUCGGGACUGCUCCAAGGCCUCGGCCUGGGGUUGAAUCCGAAUGACUGUGUCGAAGGGGGCAUCCCCGACUUUCUAAAAGCCACCGGCCGCGAGCUCCACGAAAAAAUUUUCCCACUCCUACGUCGAGUGCGAUUCACGUUUGAGGAAUUCCUAAUCUGGAAGAUGGUCGUCAUUUUUACGCCUGGACCAAUUGGCCUGACUGAUGACAGCCGCAACACGAUACGCGUCGCACGGCAGAAGUAUUUGUGGAUGCUGUCGAAGCUUCUCCGUCAAAAUCAAACGGAAAACGAGGCGAUCCAAAAGAUGCAGGCCCUGAUGCAUGUUCAUCGUUGGUUUGAGAAAUAUGCUCAUCAGUCGUGCCUCUUCGGGGCCAAGUGCUUUGUGAUGGGCGGAGUACAAGCCGGCAUCCACGGAAGGGAGACGCCCGAGAUUUGGGAGCUCGAGCCGAAGGACAGGAACAUGUUCAUCAUGCACGUCAGCGGCCUUGUGAUCGCCAUCCAGCAAUCCUACUCCACCUUCCGCUCCGGAACCGAGGGGCUGCUCGUCGGGAUGGGGCUGCACUUUGACCCUAGCGAGUGGGAAGUGGAAGAGGGGAUCCCGGCCUUCCUGAAAAAGACGAGCAUCCAGCUGCACACUGACAUUUUCCCCACGCUUCGGGCAGCCCGCUUCACUCAUGAAGAGUUUUUGAUCUGGAAGAUGAUGGCUAUUUUUUCGCCUGCUCCUAUCGGGCUCACCGAAAGCGGAAGCAACGUGAUUCGCCGGGCUCGAAACAAGUAUCAAAGCAUGUUGGUUCAGUUAAUCCGCCAAAACUGCACCGAGGGCGAGGCCAUCACCAAGAUGUACGCACUAAUGAAAGUGCACCGGUGGUUUGAGCGAAACGCCAACCAAGCCGCAAUGCUGGCCACAAAAACCUUCGUGAUGGGCGGCUAUGAAGUGGGCAUUGCCGGGAAACUUGUCGGGGACGUCGCCUUUGCGAGGGCU